AUAAAAACAAAAAGGUUUCAAUAGAUUUUGAUUGUCAGCGGAAAAGCGCAUCUGCUCGUAGUACGUAAGCACGCCAAGUCGCGUGUUCAAUGUCCGUCCAUUGGGUCGCAUAGUAAACAUCAGGUGUAGAAAUCUCGUAGAUGCACCUGCAGCACGCUUACUCUUUACCACAGAUCACCUUACUAAAGGUUACAAUUGUAUUAGCUUUUUGCUUUUAUAUUGUUUAGAUUUCUCAACUGAUCGCUUAGAAUACAACCAAAGUUAUAAUAACGUAAUUUAGAAUCUAUAAUACUGAUAAUACUAUUCAUUCUUUCAAUCCAUGUCCGUUUCACGUGAUCACCGGAUGUUCUGAAUUUAUGAUCUAUUUUAUCCCCACUUUUAUAUUUGCCGAUUAAUAAUUUUGUUAUUAACACCAGCAUCAAUCUACGUUUUUUUUUUCUUUUAUAAAUGAACAAUGUGAACAGUCAUGGCUCUGAUUUCCCACGCAUGAGAAUGUCAGCCAGGAAGGUAUAAAACCACUAACAAACCUCAAACUCAUGACACUUUCAUUCAAUAUUUAAUAAAGUGUAAAUUUAUCUAAUUAUGAAAAUAAUAAUAUUUUUACUUAUCAUUGGCAAACUUUGUCAAAAAGUUUUAAUUCAAGCUCUAAGUCAUGACAGUUUCACUAAAGUAUUGUGGGGAAGUUAUACAAAUGUCAGAAUAUCGCAGCUCUUAAAUCAACUGUGUAAUGAAUCACAAAAUGAAGAGAUUUUAUCCCGAGAUGCAUGUUACGGGUGUUUUUUUCGAGCAAGCAAUAAACCAUCAGGAUAUCCAAUGUUACUUUCAAUGUCUGCAUGUGCAGAACUUUAUCUUGACAAUUCAAGCUAUGGGCACUGUCAAACAUACUUGAAAAAUGCAGUAGCCAAUGCGGAAUUAAAUGCCAGUCCCGCAGUAAUUUACUGUACAUUUUUGGAAUGCAUCAGACAAGUUAAUAAGGACUGUUUGAUUAAAAGUUGCAUUGCAGAAGUGAUUGAGUCGUUCGAUAAUUUUACGGCGAGUGAUACGAAACUUGCCCAGCUCUACGUCAAUACAACAGCUUGUAUAUUAGCUAAAACACGUUGCGGAUCACUAAAUCCAAUUACAGGAGCUUUAAAGGAAGGCAAUACGUCAACGAAAUUUUCAAUAAUACCGACAAUGAAUGCCAUUCUCGUAAAUACAAAUUACGACAUAAAUAUUAUUCAAAUGCCAUUUGGUCACGGCGUCAUUGAUGAAUGCGCCAAGUACAGAAAUAUUCAACAAGCGACAUGGCCAAGUGUUCAAUGUUAAUUUUUAUUUUAUUCUUAUUCUUUAUUUUAAUUAGACUUGUUUUUCUUACUCAACAUUAAUGUAGUAAAAUAAAUAUAUUUUUAUAUU
Messenger RNA from Microplitis mediator, 1392 nucleotides. RefSeq lists its product as uncharacterized. The transcript is spliced from 4 exons. The coding region runs from base 583 to 1305 and encodes 240 amino acids. The record is from RefSeq and is a predicted model, not a curated record. NCBI's taxonomy places the organism in Eukaryota, Metazoa, Arthropoda, Insecta, Hymenoptera, Braconidae.